Messenger RNA from Anolis carolinensis (green anole), 978 nucleotides. RefSeq names its product glutathione S-transferase 2. The coding region runs from base 158 to 823 and encodes 221 amino acids. The transcript is spliced from 8 exons. NCBI's taxonomy places the organism in Eukaryota, Metazoa, Chordata, Lepidosauria, Squamata, Anolidae. The record is from RefSeq and is a predicted model, not a curated record. Gene Ontology annotation, biological process: glutathione metabolic process. Gene Ontology annotation, molecular function: glutathione transferase activity.
GAGAGCCCAGGAGGGGGAGGGCCAAGUCUCAAGACGGGGCUUGCCAUCCCCGCCCCUUUCCUCUGGGCCAGAAGCUUAAAAGCGCCGCGCCCUCUGCUUCUGCCCCGGAACCCGUCGCCAGGAACACAGGGACCCCGGAGAUCGCCAGGCCAGGAAGAUGGGCGUCACGCUGGGCUACUGGGACAUCCGUGGGCUUGCCCAUGCAAUCAGGCUCCUUCUAGAAUACACGGAAACACCAUUUGAAGACAAACAGUAUAGUCCUGGUGGUGAAGCUCCUGAUUUUGAUAUAAGUCAAUGGACUAGCGUGAAGGAGAAACUGGGCUUGGACUUCCCAAAUCUUCCAUAUCUCAUUGAUGGUGAGACAAAGAUCACUCAGAGCAAUGCCAUCCUGCGGUACCUUGCACGCAAGCACAAGAUGUGUGGUGAGACUGAAGAAGAAAUAAUUCGUAUGGAUAUACUUGAGAACCAACUCAUGGAUUUCCGAAUGCAACUUGCAAGAAUAUGCUACAGCCCAGAUUUUGAAAAAUUGAAGCCUGAAUUUCUUGAACAGCAACCUGGGAAGCUGAAGCAGUUUUCCCAGUUUCUGGGGGACAGAAAAUGGUUUGCAGGAAACAAGAUCACCUAUGUAGAUUUCCUCGCAUAUGAUGUUUUGGAUGUGCAGCGGAUGUUUGAGCCAAAAUGUUUGGAUCAGUUCAAAAAUCUAAAGGAUUUCCUAGACCGCUUUGAGGCACUGGAGAAGAUUUCUGCCUACAUGAAAUCUGGCCGUUUUCUCAGAACUCCCAUCUACUGGAGAAUCGCCAAGUGGAGCAAUAAAAAGGAGUAAAAAGAACCAAGAAUAGUGCUGACCUGACACUUGUAGACAUUGUAUCAGUGAAAUAUAAUACCUAUGCCUCAUAGAGAAAAAUCAGUCAAGUUUUGAAAACUUUCAUGGCAUAUUUUGUGCAUUUUGGGUUCCAAUAAAAGUGUCAAUCUGUUUUA